UUUGAAUGGAGUGUCGGUUUUCAUCGCAAACUCCGCCUCUGUGUUAUAAUGAAGCCUUCAAUCUCCCCGUCUGGAACCAAACUAAUAUCUCCGCACAUUCCUCCUCAACCUCGCUGUGGGAAGAUCGCCUUUUCACGCAGCUAUGCAGAGUGGUCGAUAGCACCUAACCGGACCCAGCGCUACACUCCAGUGGGGACCGCAACCGAGAAAAGAGACUGGUUAAUACACAAACCAAUCAAGGACCAGGCUAAACUUCAUCGCUGAAACUUUGUGUUUUUUUUGUAACAGCCUUAUUGUGUAAAUUUCAAGUCUGCAGCAGGCGCGCCGCACAAGAUCGAAGAAUCAGACUUCGUCCUAACUUUCUAGGCGUACAGCGCAAAAAAAAGCGAACCGCCUCUAAUGGAUCAUACGAGAUGUUUGUAGUUUAUUUUCUUUUUUCGUUUUUAUUUUUGUGUAUCUACCUCCAAAAAGAGACCGAGGCUGCAUUAGUCGUCCUAUACCAGCGCGGGGACGGGGCACAAGUCUGAACGACACGGACUCUCCUUUCUGCGUUUCACUGUGGGCUUUUUAAAUUUGUGUGCGUUGCGUUUGUUAUUACUUUGUCAUUUUUUUUAAGCCGUUGUGGAUUACUUCUUAUAUUGAUAUUUUUUAAAUUCGCUUUUUGUUUUUAAACAUGAAAAGGAGAGAGAUUCUGAAAAUGUAUAUUCACAAGAAUAUCUGAACCGUGGGAUCCGAAACACGCACCACUUUUUGCAGAGAAACUAAAGUGGACUCGACUGAGUGCUGCUGCAGGGUUGUUUUGAACGGGAGCCGGGUGCAGGCGGCACAGGAUAUAACAGGACGGCACUAAAGGGUUUUAUAUAGAUAUAUUUUCUUAUCUACUGGAUUUAAAAACUGUUUUAACGCGCAGAUAUGCCGCAGUUAAACGGAGGCGGUGGGGAUGACUUGGGGGCGAACGAUGAGAUGAUCCCGUUUAAAGACGAAGGGGAACAGGAGGAGAAAAUCUCCGAAAAUGUUUCGGCGGAGAGGGACUUGGACGACGUAAAAUCCUCGCUGGUGAACGAGUCUGAAAAUAACAGCAGUUCGUCAGAUUCGGAGGCGGAGAGGCGCCCUCAACCAACGAGACAAGACUUAGAAAACUACGAGAAAGCUAGAGAAUACUUUAGCGAAGCUUUAAGAAGACAGCAAGAUGGAGGAUUUUUUAAGAGUCCCCAUUAUCCUGGAUAUCCGUUUCUAAUGAUCCCAGAUCUCUCAAACCCAUACCUAUCCAGCGGUUCCCUCUCCACCGGCGCUAGAACGUACCUGCAGAUGAAAUGGCCGCUCCUCGAUGUUCCCGGAUCGGGUGGACUGAAGGACUCUAGGGCAUCGACGCCUGGACACUUAUCGAACAAGGUCCCGGUGGUGCAGCAUCCCCACCACAUGCACCCCCUGACCCCCCUCAUCACCUACAGCAACGAACACUUCUCCCCGGGCACCCCCCCUCCACACCUCUCUCCAGAGAUCGACCCAAAGACAGGUGAGACUGGAGGCUGGAUGGAGCAGCACCUGCCCGCUGGCUCUCUGGGCUGGCUCAGCAAGGAACGCUCCUUUUAUGGUAUCCCAAGGACACCCCACCCCUCAGAACUCUCGCCCUACUACCCGCUGUCUCCCGGCGCUGUGGGGCAGAUCCCACACCCUCUGGGGUGGCUGGUACCCCAGCAGGGCCAGCCCAUGUACUCAAUACCUCCGGGGGGAUUCAGACACCCCUACCCAGCUCUUGCAAUGAACGCGUCCAUGUCGAGUUUGGUGUCCAGUCGCUUCUCCCCCCACAUGGUGUCCCAUCACCCACACAGCCUUCACCAGACGGGCAUCCCUCACCCCGCCAUCGUCUCGCCCGCCAUCAAGCAGGAGCCCAACCAGGGCCACCUCAGCCCCUCCAUGCACUCCUUCCCUCUCUCUGAUCUGGGAUUGUUCACUGUCUCUCGCAGGAAGUCUCCCGCGCCUGUAAAGAAAGAGGAGGAAAAGAAACCACAUGUGAAGAAACCACUCAACGCUUUCAUGCUCUACAUGAAGGAGAUGAGGGCCAAGGUGGUGGCGGAGUGCACACUGAAGGAGAGCGCAGCCAUCAAUCAGAUACUGGGCCGACGGUGGCACUCCCUGACGCGAGAAGAGCAAGCCAAGUACUACGAACUGGCGCGCAAAGAACGGCAGCUCCACUCGCAGCUCUACCCCGGGUGGUCAGCGCGAGAUAACUACGGCAAAAGGAAAAAGAGGAAGAGGGAAAAACAGCAGCCGGAUGGAGAGUUGGAAGAUCAAUUCUCCUCGCGGAACAAGAAGCCUUGCACGCAGUACAUGCCUCCUGACAAGAUGUGCGACAGCCCGGCCUCGUCCCACGGCAGUAUGCUGGACUCUCCGGCCACUCCCUCCGUGGCCCUGGCCUCCCCUGCUGCCCCAGCGGCCACGCACUCGGAGCAGGCACAGCCGCUGUCCCUGACCACCAAACCAGAGGGUCGGGCGCACCACCCCCACCCCCACUUCUCACUGUCCAGCAAGCCCCGAGGCCCCUCCCCUUCCUCCGCCCAACCCGGCCUCUCGCUGUCAAUUGGCUCUCCGGGCAGCCAAUCUCCGCAUAUCCUGUCCCGGCCAAUCCCCUUCAGCUCACUCCAACACGCCAUGUUGACUCCUCCCACUUCCUUUCAUCAGGCCGCCCUCCAUUCCCAUCAUGCAUUGCUCCAGUCCCAGCCGCUGUCCUUGGUAACCAAAUCAGCCGACUAAAAAAAAAAAAAAAAAAAAAAAGAGAAGUAAAUAAAUGUGUGUUUUUUGUUUUGUUUUUAAAUGCUGUAUAUUGCUUUUUACAUUAUUAGUUAUUAAAGGACAAAAAUUAAAAAAAAAAAAAAAAAAAGUUACUGAAAGGAAGUUUUUUAUUAUUGGUCAAUAUUUGAUCACCAACUCCAAUUAUUAUUAUUAUUUUUUUUUCUGUAAAGUUUACCACAGUUCAUAAACGGGAUGGUUAUUUACUUUUUUUUCUUUUUAAAUGCAUUUAUCCAACAAGCUAUGUAUAAAAAGAAAAACAUGUUUCUAAAGGCUUCUUUUUUAAUUAGUUAAUCUUCAUGAGGCUAGUUGGGAGUUUUAUUUCCAGUACUGAGUGUGUGAACAAUCUUGAGGCACAUGUUCAAUAAACCUUGAAAUCCUCAUUUGUAAAA
Messenger RNA from Acipenser ruthenus (sterlet), 3182 nucleotides. RefSeq names its product transcription factor 7-like 1-A. The record is from RefSeq and is a predicted model, not a curated record. The coding region runs from base 913 to 2754 and encodes 613 amino acids. Lineage: Eukaryota; Metazoa; Chordata; Actinopteri; Acipenseriformes; Acipenseridae. Gene Ontology annotation, biological process: regulation of transcription by RNA polymerase II; canonical Wnt signaling pathway. Gene Ontology annotation, molecular function: DNA-binding transcription factor activity, RNA polymerase II-specific; RNA polymerase II cis-regulatory region sequence-specific DNA binding. The transcript has 12 exons. Gene Ontology annotation, cellular component: beta-catenin-TCF complex.